AUGCCUCCUCAGCUGCCAAACGGUAUGGAUUUCUCUGACAAAGUCGUGCAGGGCACCCUGGACAGCCUGCCUAAGGCAGUGAGGGAGUUCGUGGAGAACAACACCAAGCUAUGCCAGCCAGACCACAUCCACAUCUGCGAUGGCUCUGAAGAGGAGAACCGGAAGCUGCUGGACCACAUGGAGGAGACGGGUGUGAUCAAGAAACUCAGAAAGUAUGACAACUGCUGGCUGGCUCUCACUGACCCCAGGGAUGUGGCCCGGAUUGAAAGCAAGACAGUCAUCAUCACCCCAGAAGAAAGAGACACAGUGCCAAUCCCCAAAACUGGCCUGAGCCAGCUGGGCCGCUGGAUGUCAGAGCAGGACUUUGAGAAAGCAUUCAACGCCAGGUUUCCAGGGUGUAUGAAAGGUCGUACAAUGUAUGUUAUUCCAUUCAGCAUGGGGCCUCUGGGCUCGCCUCUGUCCAAGAUUGGCAUUGAAUUGACGGACUCACCUUACGUGGUGACCAGUAUGCGGAUCAUGACUCGAAUGGGCACCCCAGUCCUGGAGGCGCUGGGUGAAGGGGAUUUUGUUAAGUGUCUGCAUUCUGUUGGGUGCCCUUUGCCACUGAAACGGCCUUUGGUCAACAACUGGGCCUGCAAUCCGGAACUGACUCUCAUCGCCCACCUGCCGGACCGUAGAGAAAUCAUUUCCUUCGGGAGUGGCUAUGGCGGGAACUCUCUCCUUGGGAAGAAGUGCUUUGCUCUGAGGAUGGCCAGCAGGCUGGCCAAGGAGGAAGGCUGGCUGGCAGAACACAUGCUGAUCCUGGGCAUCACCAACCCUGAGGGCGAGAAGAAGUAUUUGGCAGCAGCCUUUCCCAGUGCCUGCGGGAAGACCAACCUGGCUAUGAUGAAUCCCACACUCCCAGGCUGGAAAGUGGAGUGUGUGGGUGACGAUAUUGCCUGGAUGAAAUUUGAUGAGCAAGGUAACUUAAGGGCAAUCAACCCAGAAAAUGGCUUUUUCGGUGUCGCUCCUGGCACCUCUGUGAAGACGAACCCCAAUGCCAUCAAGACCAUCCAGAAGAACACGAUCUUCACCAACGUGGCUGAGACUAGCGACGGGGGCGUCUACUGGGAAGGCAUCGAUGAGCCCCUGGCGUCUGGUGUCCGGCUUACUUCAUGGAAGAACAAGGACUGGAGCCUGGAGGAUGGGGAACCCUGUGCACACCCUAACUCACGGUUCUGCACCCCUGCCGGCCAGUGCCCCAUCAUCGACCCUGCCUGGGAGUCUCCAGAAGGCGUGCCUAUCUCAGGCAUCAUCUUCGGGGGCCGCAGACCUGCUGGUGUCCCUCUAGUGUACGAAGCUUUCAACUGGAGGCAUGGAGUAUUUGUAGGGGCAGCCAUGAGAUCGGAGGCCACAGCGGCUGCUGAACACAAAGGCAAAGUCAUCAUGCACGAUCCCUUUGCCAUGAGGCCCUUCUUUGGCUACAAUUUCGGCAAAUACCUGGCCCACUGGCUCAGCAUGGCCCAGCAUCCAGCUGCCAAGCUGCCCAAGAUCUUCCACGUCAACUGGUUCCGGAAGGACAAGGAGGGCAGAUUCCUCUGGCCAGGUUUUGGGGAGAACUCCAGGGUCCUAGAGUGGAUGUUCAACCGGAUCAAUGGGAGAGACUGUGCCAAGUCCACGCCCAUCGGGUACAUCCCUACCGCAGAUGCCUUGAACCUGAAAGGCCUGGGUGAAAUCGACAUGAAGGAGCUCUUUGGCAUCUCCAAGGAGUUCUGGGAGAAGGAGGUGGAAGACAUCCAGAAGUAUCUGGAGGAGCAAGUCAACGCUGAUCUCCCCUCUGAUAUUGAGAGAGAGGUCCUAGCCCUGAAGCAAAGAGUCAGCCAGAUGUAA
Chrysochloris asiatica (Cape golden mole) is the source of this 1869-nucleotide messenger RNA. It is a transcript of the gene PCK1, whose product is annotated as phosphoenolpyruvate carboxykinase 1 (soluble). Gene Ontology annotation, biological process: propionate catabolic process; response to starvation; cellular response to dexamethasone stimulus. The transcript is spliced from 9 exons. The coding region runs from base 1 to 1869 and encodes 622 amino acids. NCBI's taxonomy places the organism in Eukaryota, Metazoa, Chordata, Mammalia, Afrosoricida, Chrysochloridae. The record is from RefSeq and is a predicted model, not a curated record. Gene Ontology annotation, cellular component: cytosol; mitochondrion. Gene Ontology annotation, molecular function: GTP binding; phosphoenolpyruvate carboxykinase (GTP) activity; manganese ion binding.